This is a messenger RNA of Kluyveromyces lactis, 753 nucleotides long. It is a transcript of the gene BUD21, whose product is annotated as Bud21p. Bases 1 to 753 code for a protein of 250 amino acids. NCBI's taxonomy places the organism in Eukaryota, Fungi, Ascomycota, Saccharomycetes, Saccharomycetales, Saccharomycetaceae. The record is from RefSeq and is a predicted model, not a curated record. The transcript has a single exon. Gene Ontology annotation, biological process: rRNA processing. Gene Ontology annotation, molecular function: snoRNA binding.
AUGGGUUUGAAGAAAGUUCUAGGUUCUGGUGCUGCACUGGUAGCGAAGAGACACUUGAAGUUCGAUGAUGAUGCGGAUGAUUCAUUCCAUACAGCUGAUGAGGGCAACUCUACCCUAGAUGCUCUCAAACCAACAAAAGCAGAAGCGAAUGGUGAAAGUGAAAGUGAGAGUGAGAGUGAUAGCGAUGCGCCAGAAGAAGAAGGCUUGAGUAGUGGGAAAGAUGCUAUAGAGAAAAGGAUUCAGGAAAGAGAAGAGGCUGCAAGGUUACAAGAAGAGGCAGCUAGAGAGAAGAGACGAAAGAACGAGAAAGUGUUCAAGCAACAGCAGCUAGAGAAGAAGAAGAAGCUGCUCGAGUCUGAGGAGGAGAAACAGAGAGAAAAGAUGUUAGAGUUUGAACGACAAUUAGUAGCGCAGCAGGGUUCGGAUAAUGAUGAGCCGGAAGAGUUACCACAAGAGUUCUUUGAUGAGCUAGAAAGUGGAUCUGCAUCUUCCUUCGCAAAGGCUACGCCGAAACAUAUUACUUUCUCGGCAGAAGCGCAAAGAGAAGAAGAACAGGCCCUAAAAGAAGAAUUACGGAAACAAAAGAAGAGAUCACUAAGGGAAUUGAGAAAGACCCAAAUACAGAAAGGACCUGUCACUGUGAACUUGCUAUCGUCGAUGAAGGUAUCUAAGACACUGGCUCCAAAAAAGGAAACCAGUGUCAUGAAAUCAAAGGAUAAAUGGUUGAAAAGAAGAAGUCUCAAACGUAAAUAG